Molecule: messenger RNA, 1962 nt
Organism: Emys orbicularis (European pond turtle)
Lineage: Eukaryota; Metazoa; Chordata; Testudines; Emydidae
Gene: SLC7A4
Product: solute carrier family 7 member 4
Exons: 4
Coding region: 1-1962 (653 amino acids)
Biological process (GO): transmembrane transport; amino acid transport
Cellular component (GO): plasma membrane
Molecular function (GO): amino acid transmembrane transporter activity
Source: RefSeq, a predicted model, not a curated record
AUGGCGGGCCGGCUGCCUCGCUCUGCGGACCUAACCCGCUUCUGCCAGAAACUCAACCGGGUGAAAACUCUGGAGGAUGACAUGAUGGAGACGACCUUCAAUAGAUGCCUCUCCACCGUUGACCUGACGCUGCUGGGCAUAGGGGGAAUGGUUGGCUCUGGCCUGUAUGUCCUCACGGGCACAGUAGCCAAGGAGAUCGCUGGCCCUGCCGUCGUCGUCUCUUUCAUCAUUGCUGGCUUUGCCUCUCUGCUGGCAGCUCUCUGUUAUGCCGAGUUCGGUGCCCGGGUGCCUAAGACAGGCUCCGCGUACAUGUUCACCUACGUCUCCAUGGGCGAGAUCUGGGCCUUCCUGAUUGGCUGGAAUGUGCUCCUGGAGUACAUGAUCGGGGGCGCUGCGGUGGCAAGGGCAUGGAGUGCCUAUCUGGAUUCCAUAUUUAGUCAUAAAAUAAAAAAUUUCACCGAGACCCACGUUGGCACAUGGCAGGUACCGUUCCUGGCACAUUACCCAGACUUCCUGGCAGCAGGUGUCCUGCUGAUAGCCACAGCAUUCAUCUCCUUUGGGGCCAAAGUAUCUUCCUGGCUUAACCAUGUGUUCUCGGCCAUCAGCUUGGGUGUGAUCCUCUUCAUCCUCAUUAUGGGAUUCAUUCUCGCAGAACCCAAGAACUGGAGUGCCCAGGAAGGUGGCUUUGCUCCGUAUGGACUGUCGGGCAUCAUGGCAGGCACGGCCACCUGCUUCUAUGCCUUUGUAGGCUUUGACGUCAUAGCAGCCUCCAGUGAAGAAGCCAGAAACCCCCAGAAGGCUGUUCCCAGAGCAAUAGCCAUCUCCUUGGGCCUGGCCGCGGGGGCCUAUAUACUGGUGUCCAUGGUGCUGACGCUGAUGGUGCCCUGGCACACUCUGGAUCCUGACUCUGCCCUGGCAGAUGCGUUUUACAGAAGAGGUUACUCGUGGGCAGGGUUUAUAGUAGCUGCUGGUUCCAUUUGUGCGAUGAACACGGUUCUGCUGAGCAACCUCUUCUCCCUCCCCAGAAUUGUUUACGCCAUGGCGGAGGAUGGGCUUUUUUUCCGGGUGUUCUCCAGAGUGCACCCCCGCACGCAGGUGCCCGUGAUCGGGAUUGUGGUGUUUGGGGUGCUCAUGGCUCUGAUGGCCCUCAUCUUCGACCUGGAGGCCCUGGUGCAGUUCCUGUCCAUUGGCACUCUGCAAGCUUACACCUUCGUUGCAGCCAGCAUCAUUGUGCUGCGCUUUCAGCAGGAGAAGUCGGCAGCUCCCCCUCAGCCUGCCGGGAGCCAGCCCAGUCCUGGGCCCAACGAGGGGGCUGGCCCCAGCGAGCUAAAGGAAUACGAAUCCUUCUCGGACAAGCUGCAGCUGGUGGGCACAGACAAAGCCAAAGUGCACCGGGAGCCAGGGCAGCUUAAGGCAGCUUUCGAGCCCUACCUGGAGUUCCUCAGCGACUUCUACCCUGGGGAGGUGGUCACCAUUGCCGUGGUUACCUUGAUGGUGUCUGCCAUAUGCCUGUGCUCCAUCUUGGUAUUUGGCAACACCCAUCUUCACCUGCCCACCUGGAGCUACUCCCUGCUGCUGCUGCUCUUCAGCCUGGGAUUUCUGCUCAGCUUGCUUCUCAUUUGGGUCCAUGAGCAACAGGAGAGCACCAAGACCUUUCAGAUACCACUUGUGCCGCUCACUCCUGCGCUGAGUAUUCUCCUGAACAUCUAUCUCAUGCUGAAGCUGAGCUACAUGACGUGGCUUCGAUUCUCCAUCUGGUUGAUCCUAGGCCUCCUGGUGUACUUUGGUUACGGCAUCUGGCACAGCAAAGAGAACCUGCGUGAGCCCACGUCCCGCAAUGUGAGCGCCCGCUACGUGGUGUUCCCUAGCAGCAGCCUGGAGGAGACGGUGCAGGCGGUUCAACCCAACCCCCAGCCCUUGACGGAGCUGCCGGACAUGGUGACUGAGGAAGCCAAGCGAUGA